Molecule: messenger RNA, 2430 nt
Organism: Cryptomeria japonica (Japanese cedar)
Lineage: Eukaryota; Viridiplantae; Streptophyta; Pinopsida; Cupressales; Cupressaceae
Product: disease resistance protein RUN1-like
Exons: 6
Coding region: 1-2430 (809 amino acids)
Biological process (GO): defense response
Molecular function (GO): ADP binding
Source: RefSeq, a predicted model, not a curated record
AUGGAUGAGACUGUAAUAAACUUUGAGAGAAAUGCAGUCCAAUCCGCGCAAAACUACCCCAAUGUAAAAAUUGAAGGGAUAGUGGGCAUGGGAGGAAGUGGAAAAACCACAUUGGCGAAAGAUUUAUUCAAUAGGAAAUGCUCAUUUUUUGAAAGAAGCAACUUUAUUUUUUAUGUCCAGUCAGCAGCCCAAAAAGAUUUGCACAAGAAGCAGAUAAAACUUCUCCAGGACCUUGGUGUCUCUUAUUCGACAUUCGACAAUGUAGAGGAUGGGAAAAGAAUUUUGUCAAAUUCUUUGAGAUAUGUUCGUGCUUUCAUUAUUUUAGAUGAUGUAGAUCACAUAGACCAACUAGAUGCUCUACUACCAAAUCUCAACAACCUUCGAUCUAAUAGUCUUGUGAUUGUCACAACUAGGGAUUCAAGAGUCCUUACCUCAUGGGAUAUCUAUUCCAUAUAUAAAAUGCCUGGAUUGAAUGACUUGCAAGCAAUCGAGAUUUUUUGUAAGCACGCAUUCAUGCAACCCUUUCCACUCUCUGGAUAUGAAAUUUUAGCUGAAGGUUUCUUAAAAGCUUGCAAUGGAUUGCCCUGUCUCUUAAGCUUCGAUGCAUUGGACAAGGAAGAGCAAGAGAUGUUCCUAGAUGCGGCUUGUUUUCUUAUUGGAGAAGAGAAAAGUGUGGCCAUUGCAGUUUGGGAUGGAUCUGGUUGGACUGGUGUGCAUGGUUUGGAAUCACUUGUGAAUAAGUGUCUUGUGGAGCUGGAAAGAACACCGGUCAGGGGUAUAAGUUCCGAAACUUUGAAUUCCCAAAUUGUUUUGAAGACGUCCGUGGGAACCUCGAGGAGAGGGUUUAAACAGCUUGGAUUUUCCCUUAACUCAGAGAUUCUUCUUGUUAGUGGAAAUGAACUUACAAAAGGAAUUCUCUCAUCAUCAGAAGACCUCCUGUGGCUUCGUUGGAAAAGUUUUCCUCACAGGAGUCUUCCUUCAUGGCUUCCAUUGACAAGUUUAACUGUAUUACAGAUUUCUUCCACAGAGUUAGUAGAGCUGUGGGGAGCUAGGGUGGAGCCUCCGUUAAAGUUGAUAGAGCUGAAAACUACUUCAAGCAGUAGGCUGCAAAAGUUUCCCCCUUCAAUAGGGCGUCUUAAGCAUUUUAAAAAAAUAACAUUCCGCAAUGGCCAGUUUGAAAGCUUUCAUUUCAGAAGUCUGCCAGAAGAGCUUUGUGAUCUCCAAUCUCUGGAGCACCUGGAAUUAGAUUUUUUUGAUCACCUAUCUUCACUACCGGUUCGCUUUGGAGAGCUGACAAAUCUGCGUUACAUAAAGUUGAAUUAUUGCGCAGAGUUGAAGGAACUGCCAGUUUCUUUUAAGCAUCUGAUACAUUUGGAAUUUCUGGGUUUAUCAUUUUGCAAGAAGCUCAAGCUUAGGUCAGACAUGCUGGAAAACAUAACAAAGCUGGAAAUUUUAGACCUCUAUUCUUGCGAGGAAGUACAAGAGUUGCCUUCACAAAUUACAAAUCAGGUGUCUUUGAAAACACUCAAUACAGAUAAAACCAGCUCAAGAGAGUUGCCUUUUGGAGCAGGGGAUUUUGCACUUCACAAACUGGAAUUUAUAGACUUGUCUGAGACAGGUUUGUCCGAAAUAUCCAUAUCUCAAGAUCGUUGUCCCAACCUUAAGGAUCUGCCUAUAUCUGGGAAUACCCAAUUGAUGGAAAUCAAAAGCUUGCCGAAAUCAAUUAACUACCUAUUAUUGUUGGACUGUGAAGUGCUGAAGAACACUAGGUGUAUUGGAGGUGUGGUAAACCUUCGUCAACUUUAUAUAUCUGCCUGUGGGGAGUUAGAUGAGCUCCCAAAUUUUACACUUCUGACUCUCCUGAAUGAAUUUACAAUGAUCAAGUGCCUCAAAGUUUCCAGAGUAGAAGGUUUGAAACAUUGCACAUCAUUGGAGAAGUUAGAAAUAGAAACCAGUUGGAAGUUGCCAGGAAUACAGAGUUUGGAGAAGAUAGAUAGAUUGAAAGAAUUGAGUAUAAAAUGUCACAACAUGUCAGCCUUAAAGCCUUCUGUUCGGUCUAUUAAGGAAUGUCCAUGCCGGAUAGAGUUAGAAGGGAGGGUGUUUGGUUUUGUCCAAGACUAUUUGGAGUUUCCCGAGCUGAGUGUAAAGCAACGGAAGGAGGUGUUUGAUCCCAACAAGGAAUUAUUUUACUCUCCGAAUUUCUUGUGUUAUAUGGAGCGGGAUUAUAUUGAAGAUGAAAGUUAUUCUGAGAAAAGGAAAUACAUACAUAUAGCGGUGUUCAGGCAAGCUCCAGAUGAUGAGGUCGCUAGCUAUUUCCAAUCGAGAUCUCAACAGUAUCUAUGUUCUUCUGAUAGCAGGGCAAUUGUACUGGCAGGCGAAGAAGCAAAAGUUGUUGAGGCCUUCUACAAAAUAUUUGCACUCCUGGAAUAA